CAACUACGAUCAGUAUUGGUAGAAUACUAUUACUACAGUUCGUAUAAACACAGUUCAGGGCGCAAGCUACGCAUGGCAUGGGGGAGCUUGCGAGCCAUACACCCAACGGACACCCUAGCUUUCAAACAGUCGUCCGGAUUGCGUGGGUGCCUCGAGUUCGUUCGAUGCCGUACAAGCUACGGAGGCAAUUUUUGUGCGCGUCGCACAUGUUAACGUACCACGGGAAGCAAUGACAUGGAGAAAGAUGGAUGGAAAUGAAAAUACGACUGAUCUCCGCGAUUAUUGAGCGAUUUUCAUAGCACGGCCGUUCAAAAAGGCACGUUGUCGUUUCGCGUCGAGCUCGUGACCGCGACAGAUUCGCGCUCUUAAAUAUACAAUAUCGCUGCAUGAUUGCAACUUGGUGAGGAACUUGAAGAAACUUGAAUGAGUUUUGAUAUAACUAACAUAUACAUCGUGUGAGUCACUGUGAUAGAAUCCCGGACAGUAAACGAUGAUCAGUAACGAAGCAAACAAGAUCUCAGAAAAUUAGCGCGUGCAAAAACCGAUAAUCUUUAAUUGAAAUAUUCUCUCUGAUGACAAAUAAAGUUGCCAUUGGUGAAACGAAGUGAGCCGGGAAAUCGUUAGAUUUCAAGCGGUCGACGAGAAGGCACUUAAUGUUAGAUCAAUCCAUACAGAAAUUAUUGUUGAAGUAGAGUAUCAAAGGAAAAAUCAGGGUCAGCCGGUUAGUUGCUACUCGCGAUGGAACGGAAGCAAAAGCGUCGCCUGAUACCGGAACAGAAUUGGCGAAUAUGUGGCAUCAUUUGCCUCUGUCAAUUCACUUUUGUCAUCAGCUGCGUGGCGUUGGUCUAUCUGAGCGUGGCGAUCUACAUGCCGUCCCACAGAGCCUUUCACGCGGGAAUCGAUCCGGAUCCGGUCAUGUGCCAAACCGUUGAUACCGCCUCAACUAAUAAUUGUGGUUGGGCGAGUUGCGGGGAAUGGUGCUUGACGAAAACAAGCGGAUUUUGCCCUCAGAUUCACGCAACUGUCAGAAGAAAUGGGACCGACAUUGUUUUCGAGAACUGCACGAAAUUUGGCAGUAUAUCUUGUCCACAGGUAAAUGUGAAAUCUCUGAAAAAGUUCAAUUGCAACAAUGGUAGCGAGUGCAGCGCGCUUUCGGGGGUGUUUAACUGCAGUCUUGGUCACUGUGCCAAUAUAAGCGAGCUGAUGCUAUGCCAUUACAAGGCCGACGGCAUUGUCGUGGACACGGAGAAGGACAACAUGAAACUGAACGGGUUCUUCAGCUGUCAUAAUUCUACGAAAUGCACGAAAAUCAAAAGUCCGUUCAGCUGCGAUCGUUAUUGUCCUAAGAUCACCACGCAUAACGUUAACGUGUUCCUCAUGCAAGACAACAACGUAAUCGCUGCGAAAUGCAAAAGUGGUUUUACGCUGAACAAAGCUAACGGAAAUCUUCCCGGGGAACGGCUAACUACGUCUGUCAAAAUUUGGGACGAGCAAAACAAAACAAUCGUUGCCAGCUGUUUAGUAGUCAACAGACAAAGGGAUAUUAUAAGAACGCAGGAUUGCGUGAACGGUACUUUGUUAAAGGAUAUUCCGGUGCCGGAACCGUCUAUCAACUUUACGAGCUUUUUGAAAAUAUAUGAGAAGAGUUUGCAAUAUCCGAUUGAUCCAACGAACGCCUACGUGCCAGCGCAACGAUCGCUCACGAUCUACAAUAGUUCACGUCUUUAUAUCAAUCUCGAAGGUUGCGUCAAUACCUUGAAGGGAGAGUGCAAAGAAUUCCUCGCGACUCACGGUCGGGACGGCUACCUGAUUUUACUAUGUGGUUAUUCACGUUACUAGAUAUAUUUUAAUUGCAAUACAAAUAAUUCGUUCUUCGUCGUGGCACGAUUCGACCUGAACAAGACACGAACGGAAUUGCUGAUCGCGAUCAUCGUGCCAUCGAGCCUGUUCGUCAUCAGCUUAACAACGCUCGUGAUCAUAUCGCGAUCGGUGCAGGUCGGCGACGACGCGAAAAUGCGUUGCCGUUACUGUACCGACAAGCAGGAGGCCGAGGGCGAAGGCGAAGUACUCGUCGAGGCUACACCCUCAGCGUCCCAGAAUCAGAUGAGCGAGAAUGAAAUCAAGAAUCUGGCGCUUUAGCAGUUUAAGUCACUCGGGAUGGGCAGCGUCCUGCGUUACGAGAGGCUACCUUUCAUGGACACCGACGAAGCCGAAGAUUCAUUCUGAACGGGUAUAUUAAUCAUUCAUAUUAAAAUUUUUAUGUAUUCCAUCGAUGUAGCUUUGAUUACUAACGACGUUCCGCGUUUCCCGCGGUGAGAGAUCGAUUGUGAAAACCAAAAAGAACGUUACUAUAUGUAAUGUGCAUAUACUAUUUAAUUGUUACAUGGUGAUUGGAAGAUGGUAAAAAAUAAAUGACGUUCAAUGUUUUUGGGAUAACGAGAAUAGUGUGCAACGUGUAUAAUUUAUUUCUAUUCUCAAACGUGAUAAACCAAUGUUCGAAUAUAAAUUGUACUUAAUUGUGCAAACGCUUCAGCUGUACAGCACCGUUUACGAGAAUGAACGAAUGCUUUCUAGCUCAUUUAAUACCAUUUGCAUCGAGCUAAGAGAAUGCGGGAUACCAUUGGAUAUUCCAUGUAAAUUUACAUGCGCUGUUUUGCACGAUGGAUCGAAUCAGAGGUUGAAAAAGUUAACCGAAAUGCAGAAUUGAAAAAUAACAGUUAUAUAAUCGAUAUAAGAUCGAUUCCGAAGAACUAAAAAACAAAACCGCUAUAUCUAAUAACAGUUAUGGUAUAUUUUCAAUUCUCGAUAAUUGUUUCACGAACUGGAACUGAUAUCUUAACUGUUUUGGACCCCUGGAUCGAAUAGAGAAUGGUAAGAGUAAUUCAAUAAAAAAGACGUGAAAGAAAAUAUGAAGACUGAUUUUUCUGAUUAUCGCAAUCGUUUUUAUUACGCGUAUAAAUAAAUUAAUAGAUUUCUGAUCGAGAAUUGGCAAAUGCUAUGACGAAUCAUAACAUUUGUUCUUUUCAUACAUUUUCUGCAAGAACGCACGAUAACUCUGUUCGAACUGAAUAUUUGAUUGUUUUUAUUAUUGUUCGGUCCUCGUAAGAAUAUAACAUUCUGAUGGAAG
Messenger RNA from Ceratina calcarata, 3127 nucleotides. RefSeq lists its product as uncharacterized. Gene Ontology annotation, cellular component: plasma membrane. The record is from RefSeq and is a predicted model, not a curated record. Lineage: Eukaryota; Metazoa; Arthropoda; Insecta; Hymenoptera; Apidae. Gene Ontology annotation, molecular function: sodium channel regulator activity. Gene Ontology annotation, biological process: regulation of sodium ion transport. The transcript has 6 exons.